Messenger RNA from Episyrphus balteatus (marmalade hoverfly), 1857 nucleotides. Its product is annotated as glucose dehydrogenase [FAD, quinone]-like. The record is from RefSeq and is a predicted model, not a curated record. The transcript has 2 exons. Gene Ontology annotation, molecular function: oxidoreductase activity, acting on CH-OH group of donors; flavin adenine dinucleotide binding. Lineage: Eukaryota; Metazoa; Arthropoda; Insecta; Diptera; Syrphidae. The coding region runs from base 1 to 1857 and encodes 618 amino acids.
AUGAACAGAUUUACAAGCUGUCUUUUACUUUCAUUUGUAUUUUGUAGCUGUCCCAACUUUGGUGCUAGUCAGAGCCUUGAAGAGAUUUUCGAAUUGGGUGAAGAAGCUUAUAAUAACGAGAAAACAAAGCCAGUUUAUUUACCAUCACAAAAUGAAGCUUUCGACUUCAUAAUUAUUGGAGGUGGACCAGCAGGUUGUGUUUUGGCUAAUAGACUUUCUGAAAAUCAAAACUGGAGUGUUUUCCUGAUCGAAGCUGGUGCCACAGAAAAUAUUGUAAAUGAUAUGCCUGCAUUGACACGUUAUUUGCAAUUGACUGAAGCCAAUUGGAAUUAUAAAUCUACACCACAGAAAAAGGCAUGUUUUGGAAUGAAAGAAAAUCAGUGUGCUCUUCCGCAAGGAAAAUUACUGGGUGGAUCGAGUGGUAUUAGCUUCAUGAUUUACAACCGAGGAAAUCGAAAGGAUUUUGAUAAAAUGGCAGAAGCAGGAAAUAUUGGAUGGUCGUACGAAGAAGUUCUGCCAUAUUUCAAACUUUCCGAAAGAGCUGAUUUGGAAGAUUUAAAGUAUUCUCCAUAUCACAAUUCAUCGGGUUUGCAAAAUGUCGAAUAUGUUAAAUAUCGAACUCCUAUGGCUAAUGCUUUUGUUUUUGGAUCAAUGGAACUGGGAUAUCAAGGGAUUGAUUAUAAUGGAGAAUCUCAGCAUGGAACUUCUUACAUUCAGGCGACAACUUUAAAUGGACAAAGACACACUGCAGCGAAGGCAUUUAUUUUGCCAUUUGUGAAUAAGAGGAAAAACUUGCAUGCACUGACUUUUGCCCAAGUAACCAAGGUUUUAAUUGAUGAUACUUUGUCAGCCUAUGGAGUUGAAUUUGUCCACAGAGACAAGACCUAUACAAUCAAAGCUAGAAAGGAAGUGAUAUUAUCUGCGGGAACUUUCAAAUCGCCUCAACUAUUGAUGUUAUCAGGGAUUGGUCCAAAAGAUGUACUUGAUUCAGUUGGCAUCAAGCAAUUAGUUGAUGUUCCUGUUGGGAAAGUCUUGUACGAUCAUAUGUCCCAUAUCGGACCAACUUUUACUACAAACUCAACGGGAUCUACACUUUUCGUUGAUCGACUAACUUAUGACGAUGAGGCAAGAUACCAAGCAGGAGAUCCUACAACAAGAAUAUCCACACUGGGUGGCGUGGAAGCUUUGACCUUCAUUAAAGUUCCAAACUCUAAUUCUAAUGACGAUCGACCUGAUGUUGAAUUACUUUUUGAGUCUUCGAGUUUGGUGAGUGAUUAUGGAAGUGCUUUCAAGAAAAGUGCCAAUUUUAAGGAUGAAAUUUAUAUAAAAGGAUUUAAGGCUUUGGAAGGAAGGGAACAUUUUACAAUAAUCGUAAUGCCAUUUCAUCCUAAAUCAACUGGCAGACUUUGGUUGAAAGAUAGUAAUCCUUUUACUCCACCAGAAAUUGAUCCUAAUUAUUUUGCUGAAGACGAAGAUGUUGAAGUCAUGUUGGCUGGAAUCAAAGAAGCUCUUCGAAUUGCUGAAACAACUGCUAUGAAGAGUAUCAAUGCAACUUUGUUCACUGACAAGGUACCUGGUUGUGAAGAGUAUGACUUUGGAUGUGAUAAUUAUUGGAGAUGUUCAAUAAGAGUAUUGUCGUUCACGCUGAAUCAUCAAGUAGCUACUUGUAAAAUGGGUCCUUCAAAUGAUAAAACUGCUGUAGUAAGUCCGCAAUUGAAGGUAAAUGGUGUGAGGAAGUUGAGAGUAGCUGAUACAAGCGUGUUGCCAGCUCCACCUACGGCUCACACAAUGGCUGCUUCGUUAAUGAUCGGAGAGAAAGCUGCUGAUAUGAUCACCAUGGAGUGGCGGGAGUAUUAG